This is a messenger RNA of Caenorhabditis elegans, 1089 nucleotides long. It is a transcript of the gene R03G5.6, whose product is annotated as 2TM domain-containing protein. The record is from RefSeq and is marked reviewed. Lineage: Eukaryota; Metazoa; Nematoda; Chromadorea; Rhabditida; Rhabditidae.
ACAAUAUUUUUAUUCGUUCAAGAUGGUUUCGCUUACAGGGGCAUUGGGAAUGCCUCCGUUUCGAGAGCGAUUGGGGACGGGAUGCACAAAGGAUAGCAAGGACUCUGGAAUCGAGUUGUUACCUAAAGCAAAAAAGCAACGAAAUCGAAAUCGACAUCGAGCUCGCAUGCAAACAAGUGCCCGCAAGAAACCAAUCAGUUCGAUAAAGGAACAUCUUGUUGACAGUCGACGAGAAGACGCCAAACAAAAUGCUGAAAAUUUGGUUGUUUCCGGCCUCUGGCUGAUCGUACUCUAUUUUACAAACCUCACCUUUGGACUGCCACUUCAGAUUCUGUGGCCAGCGAGAAUAAAUCACGCUGCCGUGGCUCUCAGCUAUAUGCUAAUUGGAGUAUGGGUACUAUGUGCCCUGUUUUUCUUCAUCUUCCGAAAACGCAGCAGUACUAUGAAAUGGUACAAAACCAACCCAAAAACGUAUUACUUCGCGUGGAUUGUUCAACUGAUGGGAUUCGCGUUAUUCUGCAUUUCUACAUAUCCCCAAAUCCACCGUUGGAGUUACUUGGUCUCCAUCUUCUACUUCAGCUUUUUUGCUACCAUCAGCAAUACUUUCCUGUAAACCAUUUGACAUGACAAAACGGUCCAAUCUCUUCUCAAUUCACUUUGCCCUCACACUCUCACCUCACCAAAAUUCAUUUUCCUGUGACUUAUUACUAAUUGUUGCCUUAAAUCCGGUUAGCUACCGAGUUCCCAAAAAACCCAAAUGCUUUUUUGUUGUUUAUGUAAAAUUUCAGGUUUCCCACUUGUUUCACUCAGAUUCUUCGUAAGACUGUGUGGAUAACACAUACGUGCCUGACUCACACAAUUGACCACGUGUUCUUUUGAACUAGAUACUCUUCUUUCAAAAAAGCUUUCUCUUAACGCCCCCUCUCACUCUGAAUCAUCUUAGAAUUUUGAUCUCUUUCCCAAAAACCUCCCCGCCCACACAAUUCCUCAAUUCCGUUGGUAAACCUAUUUUGCCUGUCAUUUUCUUUUUGUUAAUGCUUAUUGUUUUAUAUUUCAUAGUAUGUAUGUAGCAAUAAAACAUGACUUCUC